AUGUCUGUUUUCUGGGCCCUUGGAGAUGCUCCUACACCAAAUGACUUUAUCCGAGGAACCUUUGGAGCUGAAGCUGGCGCGGGAGCUGAAUUCACAAUGUUGAUUGGAUUUGCCUUCACUGGAACCACAGAGUAUAUUUUGGGAGGAUCAGAUGUGACUGACAUUGAUGCUGCAGUUGGAGCUGGGAUUGGAAGUGCUUUGGUGUCAUAUCUCAAUGGACUCUAUUCCCUGGAGUUUACCAUAGGUGCAGGCCUUGGUGGUGGCUUUGGUAUUGGAUAUGGCAUCACUGCCCAAUUGAAUGAAUCCAAUGAGCCAACCAUCUCCCCCAGCAUGCCCCCUUCAGUGCAACCAAGUUCAAGACCCAGCAGUGCCCCAAGCAAGACCCCCAACAGUUCUCCCAGUAGUGCCCCUAGCAGUGCACCCUCUGCUCUACCAAGCUUGUCCCCAAGCAGCAUGCCAAGUGCAUUACCAUCACUCCAGCCCAGUGAUGGUCCUAGUGGCAACCCCAGCAGUGCACCUUCUGCUCUACCAAGCUUAUCCCCAAGCAGCAUGCCAAGUGCAUUACCAUCACUCCAGCCCAGUGAUGGUCCUAGCAGCAACCCCAGCAGUGCACCUUCUGCUCUACCAUCACUCCAGCCCAGUGAUGGUCCUAGUAGCAACCCCAGCAGUGCGCCUUCUGCUCUACCAUCACUCCAGCCCAGUGAUGGUCCUAGUAGCAACCCCAGCAGUGCGCCUUCUGCUCUACCAUCACUCCAGCCCAGUGAUGGUCCUAGUAGCAACCCCAGCAGUGCGCCUUCUGCUCUACCAUCACUCCAGCCCAGUGAUGGUCCUAGUAGCAACCCCAGCAGUGCACCUUCUGCUCUCCAAGCUUAUCCCCAAGCAGCAUGCCAAGUGCAUUGCCAUCAGUCCAGCCCAGUGAUGGUCCUAGCAGCAAACCCAGCAGUGCACCUUCUGCUUUGCUAA
Messenger RNA from Seminavis robusta, 963 nucleotides. Lineage: Eukaryota; Bacillariophyta; Bacillariophyceae; Naviculales; Naviculaceae. The record is from the annotation of a GenBank genome assembly.